This is a messenger RNA of Pseudogymnoascus destructans, 2118 nucleotides long. RefSeq lists its product as uncharacterized. Gene Ontology annotation, cellular component: nucleus. Gene Ontology annotation, molecular function: double-stranded DNA binding; single-stranded DNA binding; 3'-tyrosyl-DNA phosphodiesterase activity. Gene Ontology annotation, biological process: single strand break repair; double-strand break repair. The record is from RefSeq and is a predicted model, not a curated record. The transcript has 7 exons. NCBI's taxonomy places the organism in Eukaryota, Fungi, Ascomycota, Leotiomycetes, Thelebolales, Thelebolaceae. Bases 1 to 2118 code for a protein of 705 amino acids.
AUGUCUUACCAAUCGAGUGAUGAGGAUGAUGACCUGAACAAAGCAAUUGCUCUAUCUUUGCAAGACGCUGAACAGCUUUCUUCACCAGCACCAAAACGGCCCGUGGUGAUCGAUCUUAUCAGUGAUGAUGAUACAGAUACUGACGACCUUGAUCAACCGGCCGUCCGUGAUAAGCCUCCGUCAGGCUCGGGUCAAAAAGGCUCCGUUGUACCAGAUAAUGAGAUCAAACUAGAAGAAUCUCUGGUGAUAAGGCCACAAGUCCGAAACGCUGAAACAAAGCACGCUAAUAGCCAGGCCGCAGCCAAGCCCGUGAAUCAAAGUGGACAAGAGCUCUCCAAACCAUCUGAUAUUAAGGAACCAACAGCCAUGAUGUCAGGUCUUGGUGGCCUUGACCGGAAGAAAAUGGAAGAAGAAAGGCUCGCCAGAGCAGAAAAACGAAAGGCUAUAUCGUCACAGCCAGAAAACAGUGAUGUAGCCGAACCGCCGUUGAAGAAGGCAAUAUUAGGCCCAGGCCUGAAGUCAUCUGGAAUGUCUGAUCGACCGCUCACAGACAAGCCAGGUGGCAGAAACGUGGCAGGCAAAUCUGAUACCAAGCUCAUGAAGUCGGAGCCAGCAAUGCUUGCGGAUAUCGAGCGCUUCACCCCUGGUCCAGAUGAUACCCGGAGAUUGGAAGAGACCAGCCGCACUAAGAUGCCAGAGGCCCAACCAUCCAAGGACCAGCAGCCUCGAAUGGGAUCUGGAGUCCAAUAUCCACAUGGUGUCGUCAAACAGACGUGGGCGUUUGGCUUUCCAAGAUCGGGGGACAUAAAGAUUGAGGAGGUUCUCCAGAAAAACGAUCUUGAUCUGGCGGUCCUUAGCUCAUUCCAAUGGGAUCAGGAAUGGAUCCUGUCGAAAUUGGAUAUGGCGAGGACUAAACUAAUACUCAUUGCUCAAGCAGUACCUAGAGACGAUCAAGAAGAAGUCAGAAAGAGCGCCCCAAGUAAUGUGAGAUUCUGCUUCCCUUCCAACAAGGAUGAAACAGUCAGCACUAUGCACUCGAAACUGCAGCUGCUUGCUCACCCGAGUCAUUUGAGAGUCGUCGUACCAAGUGCCAAUCUCGUUCCAUACGACUGGGGAGAAACAGGAGUAAUGGAAAACACCGUUUUCUUGAUUGACCUGCCCAGGUUGGCAGCCAACAAGGUUGUAUCCAUUGAAAACCUUACACCAUUUUGUAGAGAACUUCGGCGCUUUUUGAAAGCUCAGGGGUUGGACUCCAAAAUUACCGAUAGUCUCUUGAAGUUUGAUUUCUCGCAAACCGCAGGUCUGGCAUUUGUGCAUUCGAUAGGAGGCAACCACACGGAAAACGAUUGGAAAACCAUCGGCUACCCUGGUCUUGGUUCUGCAAUUCAAGAACUGGGACUCGCCAACACCGGUCCUUUGAAUGUAACAUUCGUUUCUGCAUCAAUCGGUGCACUCACGGACGAUUUCGUGCUGGCCAUUCUUCUGGCUUGCAAAGGAGACGAUGGCUUGACAGAACUUACUUGGCGGACGAGCACCUCCCCAGCUUACAGAAAGCGCACUACUAAAGAGGAGACGCUGUUAAUGGAGAUGGAAGAAGGUUUCCGUAUUAUGUUUCCAAGCCACGAGACCGUCCGAACAAGCAAAAAUGGCACGAAUUCGGGGGGUACGAUAUGCCUUGAUCCGAAAUAUUACCAGCGGGAACAGUUUCCGAAGGAAUUGUUCCGCGACUGCAAGAGCAAGAGGGCCGGGUUAUUGCUGCACAGCAAGCUGCUCUUCACCGCACCAACUCACAUGAAUGCCGAUGGAGACCGGGGCAAAGCGUGGGCGUAUGUCGGGAGUGCCAACCUCUCGGAGAGCGCUUGGGGGCGCCUCACGAAAAACAAGAGCACCAAGCAGGUGAAGUUAUAUUGCAGGAAUUGGGAGUGUGGAGUCGUCAUCCCGGUGAACCGAUCCGCUUCAUCACAAAACAUAGACACUCCAGCAACUAUGCCCCGACAGACUGCGCAGGACCACGAUAUCGAUAUAAGUUCAAUAUUUGAGGGAGUAGUGCCGGUUCCGAUGGAUUAUCCAGGCCUGGAAUAUGGGCAGGGUCGCCCUUGGUUCAGGAAUGAACAGUAG